Molecule: messenger RNA, 2596 nt
Organism: Propithecus coquereli (Coquerel's sifaka)
Lineage: Eukaryota; Metazoa; Chordata; Mammalia; Primates; Indriidae
Product: zinc finger protein 225-like
Exons: 6
Coding region: 42-2228 (728 amino acids)
Biological process (GO): central nervous system development; negative regulation of transcription by RNA polymerase II
Cellular component (GO): nucleus
Molecular function (GO): DNA-binding transcription repressor activity, RNA polymerase II-specific; RNA polymerase II cis-regulatory region sequence-specific DNA binding
Source: RefSeq, a predicted model, not a curated record
UGCGGAGUGACUUCUUGGUUACUGAAAGCAAAGCUCUACGCAUGAUUCUGCCUUCCCAGGAACUGUAUAACUCAGGACUCUGCAAAUUCCCCAAAGUAGGAGGAAAAAUGUCCACAUUCAAGGAGGCAGUGACAUUUGAGGACGUGGCUGUGGUCUUCACCCAGGAGGAGCUGAGUCUCCUGGAACCUGGCCAGAGGAAGUUGUACCGAGAUGUGAUGCUGGAGAACUUCAGGAACCUGCUGUCAGUGGAGCAUCAGCCAUUCCUACAAGAUACAUUCCACGUCCUAAGGGAAGAAAAGUUUUGGAUGAUGAAGACAGCAACCCAUAGAGAAGGGAAUUCAGUAGGCAAGGUCCAAACUGAGAUGGAGACUGUUCCAGAAACAGGACCACAUGAAGAGUUGUCCUGCCAGCAGAUCUGGGAACAAAUUGCAACUGACUUAACCAGGUCUCAAGACUCCAUGAUAAAUAGCUGUCAGUUCUCCAAACAAGGUGAUAUGGCCUGCCAAGUUGAGACAGGACUGUCUAUUAUUCACAUAGGAGAGAAACCUUACCUGGGUCAUGAGAGUGAACAGUCCUUCAGUGAUAUCUCAAUCUUUGACCUUUAUCAACAAUUACACUCAAGAAAGAAGUCUUAUACAUGUAAUGAGUGUGGAAAAAGCUUCUGUUAUAACUCAGCUCUUUGUAUUCAUCAGAGAAUCCACAUGGGAGACAAACUCUAUAAUUGUGAUGUGUGUGGUAAAGAAUUCAGUCAAAGCUCAUAUCUGCAAAUUCAUCAGAGAGUCCACACUGGAGAGAAACCAUUCAAAUGUGAGCAGUGUGGGAAAGGCUUCAGUCGUAGAUCAGGACUUUAUGUUCAUCGCAAAUUACACACAGGAGAGAAACCUUAUAAUUGUGAGCAAUGUGGUAGGGCCUUCAUUCAUGAUUUCCAGCUUCAGGAACAUCAGAGAAUCCAUACUGGGGAGAAACCAUUCAAAUGUGAUAUAUGUUAUAAAAAUUUUCGUAGUAGAUCAAAUCUUAACAGGCAUUCCAUGGUUCACAUGCAGGAGAAACCAUUCAGAUGUGAUACAUGUGGUAAGAGCUUUGGUCAGAGAUCAGCUCUUAAUAAUCAUUACAUAGUCCACACUGGAGAGAAACUAUACAGAUGUGAAGAGUGUGGAAAAGGUUUCAUUCGUAGGCGAGAUCUUUAUAGACAUCAGAUGGACCACACAGGGGACAAACCAUAUAAUUGCAAAGAAUGUGGGAAGAGUUUCAGAUGGCCCUCAGGUCUUUCAAGACAUCAGCAUGUGCACAGUGGAGAAACACCUUUCAAAUGUGAAGAGUGUGGGAAGGGAUUUCAUACGAAUUCACAACGCUAUUCCCAUCAGAGAGCCCACAGUGGAGAAAAGCCAUACAAAUGUGAGGAAUGUGGAAAGAGUUACAAAAGGAGGUUGGAUCUUGACUUUCAUCAGAGGGUCCACAGAGGAGAGAAACUCUAUAAAUGUAAGGAAUGUGGGAAGAGCUUUGGCUGGGCCUCCUGUCUUUUGAAUCAUCAGAGAAUCCACAGUGGAGAAAAACCAUUCAAAUGUGAAGAAUGUGGGAAAAGGUUUACUCAGAAUUCACAACUUUAUACUCAUCGUAGAGUCCAUAGUGGAGAAAAACCAUUCCAAUGUGAAGAGUGUGGAAAAAGAUUUACUCAGAAUUCACAACUUUAUUCCCAUCGCAGAGUUCACAGUGGAGUAAAGCCGUACAAAUGUGAGGAGUGUGGGAAGGGUUACAACAGUAAAUUUAAUCUCGACAUGCACCAGAGGGUCCACACGGGAGAAAGACCUUAUAAUUGUAAAGAAUGUGGGAAGAGCUUUAGCCGGGCCUCAAGUAUUUUGAAUCAUAAGAGACUCCAUAGUGGAGAAAAACCAUUCAAAUGUGAAGAGUGUGGGAAGAGAUUUGCUGAGAGUUCAAAACUUCAUUCUCAUCAGAGAAUUCACACUGGGGAAAAGCCAUACAAAUGUGAGGAGUGUGGGAAGGGCUUUAGAUGGGCCUCAGCUCAUCUAACCCAUCAGAGACUCCACAGCAGAGAAAAACCAUUCAAAUGUGAGGACUGUGGAAAGAGCAUUGUACACAAUUCAUACCUUAAGGACCAGCAAGGAGAUUAUCAUGGAGAAAAACCAUACAAAUGUGAGGAGUGUGGGAACAGCUACAAGAGGCGCUUGAAUCUUGAUAUGCUUUUAUCCUUAUUUUUAAAUGAUACAUAAUUAUUACACAUAUCUAUGGGACACAUUGUAAUAUUUUGAUAUAUUUAUACAAUGUAGCGAUCAAAACAGUGGAAUUAACAUAUUUUUUAUCACUUGAAACAUUUAUUAUUCCUUUGUAUUGGAAACCUUCAAAAUCUGCAGUUCUAGCUAUUUGAAAAUAAACACUAAAUUGUUGUUAAAUCACCUUGUAUUGCUGUAGAAUGUCAGAACUUAUUCCUCUAUCUAGCUAUACUUUUGUAUCUGUUAAUCAGUUUUGGCUGUUCCCCUAUUCUUCCCUACCUCUAGUAACCAUAAUUCUAUUUUCCACUUUUAUGAGGUCAACUUUUUGAGCUUCCAUAUAAGAGCAAGAACAUAUAUUUAUCUUUCUG